Lactuca sativa (garden lettuce) is the source of this 2122-nucleotide messenger RNA. Its product is annotated as nucleobase-ascorbate transporter 6. Gene Ontology annotation, cellular component: membrane. Gene Ontology annotation, molecular function: transmembrane transporter activity. NCBI's taxonomy places the organism in Eukaryota, Viridiplantae, Streptophyta, Magnoliopsida, Asterales, Asteraceae. Gene Ontology annotation, biological process: transmembrane transport. The record is from RefSeq and is a predicted model, not a curated record.
CGUUUCCCUUUUGCAUUUAAUUUUUUUGAUGACACUAUUUUCUUGAAAUUGUUACUUCCCUUGAUUCACACUGUAAACACACAUACACACACACACUAAAACGCAUCAAUUACCCUCUUUGUCGUUUCUCCAUUUUAACAAAUUACACACCUGUAGUGAGUAGUGGGUGUGUCCAUUACUACUACUCCAUGUGGGUUGUUUGCUCAUAUUUUUUGUCAUUUGUUUUCAUCGUUUCUUUAUCAAAAUCAAAAUCAUUGCAUUUUUAGCUCCAUAAAUUUGGGCGUGAUAUCAUAACUUGGCCGGAAAAGAAAGAUGGCCGGAGGUGGAGGCGGAGGAAAAUCCGACGAGCCAGCACCACACCCACCCAAAGAUCAGCUUCUUGGUGUGACUUACUGCAUUACAAGUCCACCCCCAUGGCCUGAAGCUAUUCUACUCGGAUUUCAGCAUUAUCUAGUAAUGCUCGGCACAACGGUUAUUAUUCCGACAGCUCUUGUUCCUCAAAUGGGCGGCGGAAACGAGGAGAAAGCACAAGUCAUUCAAACGCUACUUUUUGUUGCCGGGUGGAACACGUUGCUACAAACUUUGUUUGGUACUAGGUUACCAGCCGUAAUUGGGGGUUCAUAUACUUUUGUUGCGCCCACAAUCUCAAUCAUCUUGAAUAAUAGAUGGAAUGAUCCAGAUCCUAUAGAGAAAUUCAAGAAAACAAUGCGGGCAAUCCAAGGUGCUUUGAUUGUUGCUUCAACUCUUCAAAUUGUUCUAGGGUUCAGUGGUCUGUGGCGAAAUGUUGCAAGAUUUUUGAGUCCUCUUUCUGCUGCUCCUUUGGUGGCUCUUGCUGGUUUUGGGCUCUAUGAAUUUGGAUUCCCCGGGGUUGCAAGAUGUGUUGAAAUCGGGCUUCCUCAACUCAUCUUUGUAGUCGUGUUGUCGCAGUAUUUGCCUCAUUUGAUACAUUCGGGAAAAGGGAUCUUUGAGAAAUUUUCAGUUGUGGCAUCGAUUGCAAUUGUUUGGAUUUAUGCUCAUUUGCUUACGGUUGGUGGGGCCUACAAUCAUACGGCACCAAAAACACAAACAAGUUGUCGUACUGAUCGUUCUGGAUUAAUCGAUGCUGCACCGUGGAUAAAAAUUCCAUAUCCAUUUCAAUGGGGUGCACCUUCUUUUGAUGCUGGUGAAGCUUUUGCUAUGAUGAUGACUGCUUUUGUUACCCUUGUAGAGUCAACUGGUGGAUUCAUGGCGGUUUCACGGUAUGCAAGUGCAACCCCCUUGCCUCCAUCUAUUCUAAGCCGUGGUGUUGGUUGGCAGGGAAUUGGCAUUUUGUUGUCUGGCUUGUUUGGAACAGUAACCGGAUCUUCUGUCUCUAUUGAGAAUGCGGGUCUAUUGGCUGUGACCCGUGUAGGAAGUCGAAGAGUUGUACAAAUCUCAGCAGGGUUCAUGAUUUUCUUUUCGGUUCUUGGUAAAUUUGGAGCAGUCUUUGCGUCAAUUCCUGCACCAAUUGUCGCUGCUCUUUACUGCCUUUUCUUCGCUUACGUGGGUUCAUCGGGUUUGAGUUUCCUUCAAUUCUGCAACCUUAACAGCUUCCGAACAAAAUUCAUACUCGGGUUUUCAAUCUUUUUGGGCUUGUCUGUACCACAAUAUUUCAACGAAUACGAAGCGAUUAAUGGAUAUGGCCCUGUCCACACUUCAGGAAGAUGGUUUAACAAUAUGGUGAAUGUUCCAUUUUCAUCGGAAGCUUUUGUGGCUGGUGUUGUGGCGUAUUUUCUUGAUAAUACACUUCACAAGGAUAGUUCGAUAAGAAAAGACAGGGGCAAGCAUUGGUGGGACAAGUUUAGAUCGUUCCACACUGACUCAAGAAGUGAAGAGUUUUACUCAUUGCCAUUCAAUCUCAACAAAUACUUUCCAGCUGUGUGAUUUAUAUAACUAUUGUUUUUUUUUAGUCAAAUAUGUAUCUAAUCUUGUGCUAAAGUAGUUCAUGUUCAUUGUUCAAUUGUAUCUCAACCGAGUGAUUCUUAGAACAUUCCCCAAUACGGGUAAGAUGGAUCCAAAGGAGAAAGGUUAAGUUUUUGUUGCUUUCAAAUUCUUAAGAACAUUGUCUCCCCACUUUUGUAAUAGAAAUCUUGAUUCCUGAAUA